AUGCCGAUGUUUUACGGUCCUGGUGGGCCAUAUGCACUUUUUGCUGGUAGGGAUGCCAGCAGAGCCUUAGCUCUCAUGUCAUUUAAACCUCAAGAUCUUACUGGGAACAUUGCUGGCCUCUCCACUUCUGAGCUGGAAGUACUUCAAGAUUGGGAAUAUAAAUUUAUGGAGAAGUAUGUCAAGGUUGGACAGCUUGUUCCAGAAAAAAAGAGGGCUGAGCACAAAGAAGGUCAAAAUAAAAUGCAAGAGGGUCAGAAUGCAGAAGGAAAUAGAGAACAGUAGAGAAUUUUACGAUGUACAUUUAGUGCUUGCAAAUAGAGUUCUUAUAAGUGAACUGGUAUUUUGCUUGUUUUUUGGUUGUGGUGAACGAUGAAUUUUGCAAUCAUGCAAAACUACGUUCAUGGGUUUCUGUGUAAGAAUGUGAUUUUCAUUUGUGUUAAAUUAUGGUUGACCAUUUUAGGUGAUCUUUGGAGAUCGUUAAGAGCAUGGAUGACGUGGCACAUAAGUUGACCAGCUGAUGAUUCAUUGAACG
Molecule: messenger RNA, 532 nt
Organism: Ilex paraguariensis (yerba mate)
Lineage: Eukaryota; Viridiplantae; Streptophyta; Magnoliopsida; Aquifoliales; Aquifoliaceae
Source: the annotation of a GenBank genome assembly